Messenger RNA from Cucurbita pepo subsp. pepo (vegetable marrow), 3856 nucleotides. RefSeq names its product S-adenosyl-L-methionine-dependent methyltransferases superfamily protein. Lineage: Eukaryota; Viridiplantae; Streptophyta; Magnoliopsida; Cucurbitales; Cucurbitaceae. Gene Ontology annotation, molecular function: methyltransferase activity. Gene Ontology annotation, cellular component: cytoplasm; endosome; trans-Golgi network. The record is from RefSeq and is a predicted model, not a curated record.
GGCGAGCAAGAGAGAGAGAGAGAGUGGUGCCAUGCAAUCCCAUGCAAAAAAGGAACGUGGAAAAAAAAUAAAAAAAUAAAGAAAUAAAGAAAUUAUGGCCAAAUUAGUUGUGCUCCGAGUAGUUUGGAUCUUCUCUCCUUGGGAACCUUCCAAAUUUGGAAACAACAUGUUUGUCUCUCUUCCACAAUUUCCAUUUCUUCUCUCUCUCUCUCACCAUCUCGACCUGUACUAUUUCUACUCACUCACCACACCCAAACCAUCCAAGCUUCCAAAUUCCUCCAUUUUUCACUUUUGGUUCUUCUCCUAAUGGCGCUUGGAAGGCCCCGCAGUAGCAAGAGAUCCUCCUCUUCUUCCUAUGCUUCCACUGUUACAACCCUCAUCUUCUUAGCCUUAUGUGUUCUCGGAAUAUGGAUGCUCACCUCCACCUCUGUUGUACCUCCGCAGACCACCACUCGGACUUCUUCCGAUACCUCCACCGCUACUACCACCAUGGACAAUCUCCAACUCCCCAGAUCAGAGGAUAAGGAGGCGUCUGCGGUGUUUGAGGAUAAUCCUGGUGACCUCCCUCUUGAUGCUAUUAAAUCCGAUGAUAGUAAUGAUAGUAAUGAUAGUAAUGUUAUCGAUGACCGAUCAAAGGACAAUGCCAGUGACGGGCAGGAAUCUAGAGACCAAGACGGGGGUGGCGGAAAUGAGGCUCAAUUGUCGGAGGAGAGUGCAAUGACUCAAAACCAACAAGUGGUUGAGAGCCAAAAAGUAGAGGAGAAGGUAGACUUGGGAGGGAGCCAAGAACAAAACGCUAAUUCAUCUGAUCAAAGCAAUGAAUCCACGGAGACUGUGGAAUCUGAUAAUAAUAAAUCGAAUGAAGCAUCGCUCGAGAUUAAUCCUCAAGAACAACCACAAGAACAGCUACCGGAAGAGCCUGAAAACAAUGGUAGUCAACAAGAAAUUCCACAAGCAAUUACAAAUGAAGAGCAGCAGCAGCAGCAGCAAGCAACCGACAUCCCAGAAAACAGCGGAGACUCUCAAACCGAUCAACAGCAAGCAACCGACAUCCCAGAAAAUAGCGGAGACUCUCAAACCGAUCAACAGCAAGCAACCGACAUCCCAGAAAACAGCGGAGACUCUCAAAACGAUCAACAGCAAGCAGCCGACAUCCCAGAAAACAGCGGAGACUCUCAAACCGAUCAACAGCAAGCAGCCGACAUCCCAGAAAACAGCGGAGACUCUCAAACCGAUCAACAGCAAGCAGCCGACAUCCCAGAAAACGGCGGAAACUCUGAAAACGAUCAACAGAAACCUGAAACUGAAGCUGAAAAAGUCCCACAAGAAUCUGAAAUCCAAAACCAGGAUGAUGGCAAGACCGAACAACAGCAACAACAACAGGACAGUUCAAACACGAGCAACAACAGUGAAGAAACUGCGUCGGAGCAAAAUCAGCCACGAGAGGAACACCGACGCAACAAAAUGCCAACUGAGAAUCAAGAAUCACAGAAAACUGAAUUCAGGGAGAGCCAAGAAACACCAAAGGACUCAAAAACAACAGAAAACAAAGUGGAAGAGACAACCACGGCAGGGUCACUUGAUACCUCGGCAAUACCCAAAGAGUCGAAGGAGUCUAAAAAGUCGUGGUCGACACAAGCCGCGCAAUCGGAGAACGAGAAAGAUCGCCGGCGGGAAGAAUCCACUAGCAACGGCAGCCUCUACGGGUACACUUGGCAGCUCUGCAACGUCACGGCGGGCACCGAUUACAUCCCCUGUUUAGACAACGAGAAAGCACUGAAGCAGCUGCGUACAACAAAGCACUUCGAGCACCGGGAGAGGCACUGCCCCGAGGAGGGACCCACCUGCCUUGUCGCACUGCCAGAGAAUUACAAAAGAUGCAUCAAAUGGCCCAAAAGCAGGGACAAGAUUUGGUACCACAAUGUGCCGCAUACAAAGCUAGCCGAAGUGAAAGGCCACCAAAACUGGGUCAAGGUCACGGGCGAGUUCUUGACUUUUCCCGGCGGUGGCACCCAGUUCAUCCACGGCGCUCUCCACUACAUAGAUUUUAUUCAACAGGCUGUACCGGAUAUUGCAUGGGGGAAGAGGACAAGAGUGGUAUUGGACGUGGGCUGUGGAGUUGCCAGCUUCGGCGGCUAUCUGUUCGAAAAGGAUGUUCUUACAAUGUCGUUUGCUCCAAAAGACGAGCAUGAAGCUCAGGUGCAAUUCGCACUUGAGCGGGGAAUUCCGGCCAUUUCUGCUGUCAUGGGCUCACAACGUCUGCCAUUUCCAAGCAUGGUUUUUGACAUUAUUCACUGUGCUCGAUGUAGAGUGCCUUGGCAUGCAGAAGGAGGGAUGCUUCUCUUAGAAUUGAACCGAGUGCUGAGGCCAGGUGGAUUUUUUGUUUGGUCUGCAACUCCCGUGUAUCAGAGCCUGGAAGAAGACGUCGAGAUUUGGAAGGAAAUGUCUGAUUUGACGAAGUCCAUGUGUUGGGAGCUAGUGACGAUUCAGAAAGACAAGCUGAAUUCCAUUGGGGCCGCCAUUUACAGGAAACCAGCCUCAAAUGAAUGCUACGAUCAAAGAAAACACAAGCGUCCUCCCAUGUGCAAAAACGACGAUGAUCCGAACGCAGCUUGGUACGUGCCAUUGCAAGCGUGCAUGCACCGUGUACCAGUUGACAAUGCAAUGAGGGGCAGUAACUGGCCACAACAAUGGCCGAAGCGGUUGCAAGCACCUCCUUACUGGCUAAACAGCUCACAAAUGGGGAUUUAUGGAAAACCAGCUCCGCAAGAUUUCACAACUGAUUAUGAACAUUGGAAAAGAGUUGUGAAUAAAACUUACAUGAGUGGAUUAGGCAUAAAUCUGUCCAACAUCAGAAAUGUGAUGGAUAUGAGAUCUGUUUAUGGCGGGUUUGCAGCAGCGUUGAGAGACCUUAAAGUCUGGGUAAUAAAUGUGGUGAAUAUUGACUCUCCUGAUACACUUCCGGUGAUCUACGAGCGCGGUCUCUUUGGGAUUUACCAUGAUUGGUGUGAGUCGUUCAGCACAUAUCCAAGAACAUAUGAUCUACUACACGCUGAUCAUCUUUUCUCAAAGUUGAAAAAGAGGUGCAAACUGCAACCUGUCUUGGCAGAGGUGGAUCGAAUAGUAAGGCCUGGAGGCAAAUUGAUUAUCCGAGAUGAAUCCAGCACGAUUGGAGAAGUGGAGAACCUGUUGAAGUCUCUCCGUUGGGAAGUUCACUUGACCUUCUCCAAAAAUCAGGAAGGGCUUCUGAGUGCUCAGAAAGGCGAUUGGAGACCAGAUACUUAUGCAGAGUCUUCCUGAUUUGGUAGAAAAACAAGCAUCCAAUUCAAUAAAAAUAAAAUUAAAAUUACCCCCUAGCAAGAAGAUUUGUAGACCACCUAGCAUCUUCAAAAGAAUGCAGUAGGUAAAUAGGCACAGGCACAUACCUUGUCCCCUGCAAUCAGCUACUUGUGAGCUGCGAGAACUCCAUUAGAGAGAGUGUAAGAUAUUUGGUCCACAAAUUGUUAGAAUUAUAUCCAUAAAGUUGAAAAUAAUUACAUACUAUUGUAUUCGAAUACCCUUCAUGGAAGAAAUUAUAUUUUGAGUUCAUUUUUUCACCACAGCUUCUUGGAGAAAUAUAGGCACUUCGUCAUGACUGGACAUCUGGUUCUUUUUCUAACAGAAGCUCACCCCAUAAUUUAAUAGCUGAAAUUUUUUCCAAAGAUAAUUUCAGAACAAAAAAGUUGGCAUAUUACAAAAUCUAGCUAAUGUAGAAAAUCCAUCUUCAAUUUGUGUGCCACUACCACAUUUAUGAGACACAGCAAAAGCAGAGACAAUCCAAACCCAACACCUUUUCACCACGGCUUCAAAUAAUGAA